AUGAUCAACUGGACUGUUGAGCUCUCUGAGUUCGACAUAUCAUAUAAGCCUCGGCAGGCGAUUAAGUCUCAAGCACUGGCCGACUUCAUCUUGGAGCUAACCCCAUCCAAUGAAAAGGGAAAAGGGAAUGAAGAUCUCUGGACAAUACAUGUCGAUGGAUCCUCGAACUCUAAUGGGAGUGGAGCUGGGGUGAUCGUUGAGACCCCGAAAGGAGUGUCCAUUGAGCAUUCACUUCACCUGGCAUUUCCGACCUCCAACAACCAAGCUGAGUACGAGGCGUUCAUUGCCGGGAUCGUACAAGCGAAAGAACACGGGGCUAGAAAGAUAAAAAUCAUGAGUGACUCGCAGCUGGUUACCUCACAAGUUGAGGGAAAAUAUCAAGCCAAGGGUCCCCUCAUGAUGAAGUACCUCCACAAAGUUAAGGAGCUGCUAGCCGAGUUUGACGAGGUAGUAAUCCAAUAUAUACCGCGGAACGAAAAUAAUAGGGCCGACAUCCUAUCCAAACUCGCCAGCUCAAAGGGCUCAGGAAAUCAUCGCACUGUGGUACAACAAAGCAUCCUGGAGCCGACGUGCAUCAUGGUGAUAACCGAGACUGAGGAUUGGAGAAGGCCAAUAGUGGCCUACCUAGAAAAAGGGAUCCUGCCAGACGAAACACAAGAGGCCAGAAAACUCGUGAGGAACUCGGCCUGUUUCACCAUAGUGGAGGGACAACUAUACAAGAAGGGUUUCUACACACCCAUGCUGAAGUGUCUAUGCAGGAACGAGGUCGAGUACGUGUUGGCCGAGAUUCAUGAGGGCGUAAAUGGGCAUCACAUGGGAGGAAAAGCCUUGGCCAGAAAGGCACUAAGGGCAGGAUACUACUGGCCAACUAUGGAGGCGGAUGCGAAGGAGCAUGUCAAAAGAUGCGCACAAUGUCAGAAGCAUGCGCUGAUCCUUCGCGCACCCCCAGAAGAGCUGCAAACUAUCACGGCACCAUGGCCGUUCUUCAAACGGGGAAUGGACCUACUAGGACCUUUUACUGCAGCUGAAGGACAACUCAAGUGGUUGAUAGUGGCUGUCGACUACUUCACCAAGUGGAUCGAGGCUGAACCCCUCACCACCAUUACCUCGGCAAGGAUACGAAGAUUCUUUGAAAGAAACCUCAUCAGCUGA
This is a messenger RNA of Gastrolobium bilobum, 1152 nucleotides long. RefSeq lists its product as uncharacterized. The transcript has a single exon. Lineage: Eukaryota; Viridiplantae; Streptophyta; Magnoliopsida; Fabales; Fabaceae. Gene Ontology annotation, molecular function: RNA-DNA hybrid ribonuclease activity; nucleic acid binding. The record is from RefSeq and is a predicted model, not a curated record. Bases 1 to 1152 code for a protein of 383 amino acids.